AUGCGCUCGAUUCCACUACCCAGAACCCCGCGAGAGCGGCCUCAGCCCAUCGAAAACCGCGGCUCGAUGCUGAGAGCGUCAAUCCUAGAGAGCGCCCUAGAGCUUGGCGUAGGUGGGAGCGGGAGUGCCGUUGCGAGGUGGAUGUUCAGCCCUGUAGAGGAGGGCGACGAGGACGUCGAUGCAGAGACGGAGGCAUCUCCGAGCUUAACCUACGCAUCGACUGCCACUUCCGAUGAUUCCUUUCUCUCCAACACUCUUUCUCCACGAAUCCAGCCCGGCGCUGGUAUACUACUCCAACAGGUGAAACCACCUAACCCGGCAGGUCUCGUCCCUCCUUCCUACUACGCAUCCCGCGAAGGUCUUUCUCCUAUCAAUGAGGGUGUGCAACACAUACAGUUCGACCUCAGCGCGUCGCCCGAGCCUCGAGUUGUUUCGCCAAUACCACCGACUGGGUUGGGUAGCAGAUUUCGCAAACUCCGGCUUAAUGCUAACGGAGACGAAAGCGACGGAGGAUACAUCAGCGACGCAGGCAAAGGCAAGAAGGACAAGAAGAAAAAGAGCAAGAAAGAGAAGGGUGACGGGAAUGGGACCGAGUACGAGAGCGACGGCGGCUAUUUCUCAGAGGCGAGUCGGACGCAGCGCAAGAAGUUGAAGAAGGACAAGAAAGCUGCAAAGGAGAAGGCAGCUGAGUCGCCGACCACAGACUACGAGACGGACGGUGGUGGAGUCGGUCGCGCGAAGACCAAGAAGACGCGCAGCCGAAAGGCCUCAGUCAUGUCUGCUGGCACUGGCGACGAUAGCGACGGCGGGAACGUGUCAGAGUCGUCAGCGAAGAAGAAGGGCUUCUUCCGCCGAUCGCGCAAGAAACGCGACGCGGACGACUCGCCCGCCCAGGAAGUCCCACCGGUACCCUCGCUGCCCGCUGACAUGAAGCCUCUCCCUAUCGCCGGCCGCUACCUGCGAAGCCCAACACCGAAUAUGUCGGAGCUGUCGCGCAUCGUUUCCGACACGUCUCAGAGGUCGUCGGAUAUGUCGCGCACAACGACCGAAACGUCACGUACGAUGUCAGAGUUUUCGCGCGCGACGUUCGAAACAUCACGUACUGCCACUCCCGUGAUCAACACUCCCGACGAGGCCAGUUUGAUAUCUUACGCGUCGACGGACCCUGACGCGGGAUCGAUCAUCGCGCGCGAAGGACUCACAAAGGCAUUCGGGGACGCGAAGUCCAUACACAGGCCCAGUUACGACGUGCUUGCGACUUUCCGAAAUCAGUCGCCAACGCCCAAUCAGCCGGAGGACUCACAUGGUGCAUUGUCUCCGACGUCCCAUCCCUUCGGGCGGGUGUUUAACUCACCUAACCAGUCGCCCAGUAACAGUCCCUCGAAGUCGAAGAACGCAAAACCUGUCAUCUCCGCUCCCAACACCGCCAUGCUGAAUGCGAAACACGUCCCGGCACCCCUGGUGCUCAGCUCGCCAACGUCCGUCCGCUCACAAGUCGCUCAGCAAUAUACACCCGGAUCGGACUACAUCAUGGUCACUCCGCAGGCCACAUCCAUGCCUAGUCAGACAGUGCAGCACCAAGAAUCAGAAGCAGCGCGACCCGAUUCCGAUAUCUUCCUCCCUUCGCCAAAUCGGAGAGGAUUCAAUGACAACGGCCCGCCGAGUCCGACAACUAGCCAGUCUUCUCUGCGCCCGCAAGUGCUUGCGUACUACAACAUCCCUCCACCGACCCCGCCGCCACAGGGUCCACUCCCAGACGUGCCCCCGGAGCCACCGAGGGCGUACUUCGCUGCGUCUACAGAGCUCUCACGCACCGUGUCUGCAGACGAUGCGCGCGCACGCAGCCCAUUUGCUCGAUCACCUCUUUCCGCGAGCCGAGCGAAUCCACCAACUCGCGCGCUCCCGCUCACGCCGGUGUCUGCGCCCAUGCAUUCUGCACGGUCAGCAUCAGAGUCGGACGCACGGUCGCCGUCGCCCCCAGAGGGCACACUGUCCGUGCCAAUCAUCUCCGAACCGGUCCCUCGCGGCCAGCGCGGACGCACUUCACCGUUUCCUACGUCACCCGUGCUGCCUGCGCGGGCCCUGUCGCCCGUGUUCUCGCGCUCCGAGUCGCCUAUGACACCGGUGAGUGCGGGCCCAGCCAUGAGUUCUCGUGCAGAGCGAAUGGGCCGCUUCAUCGGGAACAAGCCUUCGUCUGCAGAUGGGUACGCAUCGUCGAGUGGCUGGCGCGAUCCCGCACGCCUCGAUGUGCAGUGGGCGCCGCGUUCGAAUUCUGCACUUGAACAGCGGAGACCAGACGCGUUCGAUGCGCCGCCGGUGAGAAAGAAGGUCUCCUUCGAGGACGAGAGGCCGUCCAUGGACGAGCCCGAGGACGAGCUCGUGUACGCCGGGGAGCGCUCGGAGCUGCACAUGGGCGACGAGUCGGACAUGGAGGACGAAACGGAGCCAGUCGUGGACGACGACCGCUCGGUCUACCCAGAAGACGACGAUCGCUCGCACUACGGGGACUCGCGCCCAGGCACGAUGUACUCCGAGGGCGAGGGCGGCGACCGGUACAGCAUGUGGAGCCAGUCGGACGGGCGGCGGAGCUUCUUCGACGAGGACAAGAGCGCGGCGACGCGUGACCGGUUCGUGAAGCAGGUCGAGAAGAUGUACGGCGAGUACAAGGUCCCGCCCGUGCCCACGCUGAAUACACGACAGCUGAAAGGCGGCGUCGUCGGGUGA
This is a messenger RNA of Fomitopsis serialis, 2724 nucleotides long. RefSeq lists its product as uncharacterized. The record is from RefSeq and is a predicted model, not a curated record. NCBI's taxonomy places the organism in Eukaryota, Fungi, Basidiomycota, Agaricomycetes, Polyporales, Fomitopsidaceae. The transcript is spliced from 2 exons. The coding region runs from base 1 to 2724 and encodes 907 amino acids.